Strongylus vulgaris is the source of this 501-nucleotide messenger RNA. The record is from the annotation of a GenBank genome assembly. Lineage: Eukaryota; Metazoa; Nematoda; Chromadorea; Rhabditida; Strongylidae.
AUGGCUAACCAACACGAUCUAAUGCCAUUCGCUAUCCUUCUCAUCGCUGCGUUAUCGGUGCGCGAACCAUUGGUGCCUGUUUCAUCUAUUCGCGGUGAGACUGAUGAGGAGACGAAAGAGAAAAUGACUGAGGUCUUGAAACUGAGAAGAGGAUGGUGCGGAAAGGGUCCAGGCCGCCGGCUAGGUGAUCUUCUUGUGCUCAUGAGAGCUGUAAACUGUAGCGAAGCUGAGAAGAUGGAUCCUGCGGCAUGUGCAAGGCUAGGUCUUAGGCAUAAAGCUAUGCUGGAAAUUCGACGUCUUCGAAGACAACUAACUAAUAUAGUGAACACAUCUUUUAAAACAGCAGCUGAUGUUACGUUUGAUCCUAACCUUCCUCCACCUUCGGAUGCUCAGGCGCAAAUGUUGCGGCAAAUGAUGGUAGCUGGAUUAGCCGAUCGAAUUGCUAAACGUGUGGACAGAUCAGCUGGCGAUGAAGAUGUGCCGAAAGGAGCGUAUCAGACA